Bradysia coprophila is the source of this 1413-nucleotide messenger RNA. RefSeq names its product syntenin-1-like. Gene Ontology annotation, cellular component: plasma membrane; cytoplasm. Gene Ontology annotation, molecular function: protein binding. The record is from RefSeq and is a predicted model, not a curated record. Lineage: Eukaryota; Metazoa; Arthropoda; Insecta; Diptera; Sciaridae.
AACGAGAGAUAACAGACUGAUGAAUAUAAAUAUAAAGUGAAGUCAGUCGUUGUCCAACUAUACUACAAAUUCCAUAACAUUAAAAUUCAUGUUCUCCGACAGUCAAGUGCAUUAUUUGUGUUAAGUUUUUUUCCAAUUUAGUUUUCAGCUGACAAGAGCUGAUGUUCUGUUGAAUAGUUUCGAUUGGUUGCAGUGAAAAAAAACAAAACUCGAAAAUGUCGUCGCUAUAUCCAUCACUCGAAGAUAUGCAGGUGGACAAAAUCAUCCAAGCACAAAACCGUGCAGCUGCUGCACAGACACAUGCCAUGCAGCCCAGUCUACCUGCUUACACACAAAAUCCAUAUCCAGAGCUGAACAGCAGCAACAAUGCCAACAACUCGUCAUCAUUGGUUAUGUACCCAAAUUUGGGCGAAUUUAUGGGCCUCGAUCUGUCUGAAGACACGAUUCGUACAAACAUGCCCGAAUACUUAGAGAACGCUGUGCAGCCGUUUGGACGUGGUCUUUCCCAGCUGAGUGGAAUGGUGGCCCCAUUGUCCGGCAAUUCCGUUGGACUACAGCGGGGCCAAGUGACAAACGGCAUCCGGGAAUUGGUUCUGUGCAAAGGUGCCGAUAAGAAAGUCGGUCUGCGAGUGAAGGACAUCAGUAAUGGUGUGUUUGUCACCAUUGUGGUUAAGGACAGUCCAGCCGCAUUAGCCGGUUUAAGAUUCGGAGAUCAGAUUCUACAAAUCAACGGUACAAUUGUCGCCGGCUACUCAAUGGACAAGAUUCACGAUCUCCUCAAGAAAAGUCCGAAAAACGAUAUUUCAAUCAUCGUUCGCGAUCGACCAUUCGAACGUGCCAUCACUUUGCAUAAGGACUCCAAGGGCCGUGUCGGAUUCCAAUUCAGCAGCGGCAAAAUUACGUCCAUCGUCAAAGAUUCGACGGCCGCAAAGAACGGCCUAUUGAUCGAUCACAAUAUCCUCGAAAUCAAUGGCCAAAAUGUUGUCGGCAUGAAGGACAAAGAUGUGACACAAAUCAUCGACGGUGGCGGCCAAAUCAUUACGUUGACCAUCAUUCCCAGCUACAUCUACGAUCAUAUGAUGAAGAAAUUGUCGUCGUCGUUCAUCCGUGGAAUAAUGGACCAUUCUGCUGCCGAUUUUUAGAUCAACUCUACGUUAAGCAACCAACCAUAUCUCCUUUACCAUAUUGAACAAAUUAUCAACAAAAUGAUCAUCUCAGCUCUCCUCGUCUUCAGUGCAAAACCAUUGCGUAAGAGAGAAGAGAGUCAAGUGGAGACAAUGUGUGAAAUUUCUAUUUUUAUACCAGCUCUGUAUGCUUCAUUGAAAAUGCUAUCGCGUCUAUUGGAAAUAAUUCUUUUUUUGAUUGUUUUAACCUCCAUAUCGUCUAUGAAAUAAAUGAAUUUAUCUUAACGAA